CCCUCUGUGUCACCCAGCCGCGAUUCCGGCUGGUUGUGCCACGGAGGGGCCCUUCGGAAGGUGAAAGGGCUUGAAAAUAAACGGUCACAUCCAGAGGCAGCUUUGCAGCGUGCGUUAAAGAGUGUGUGGGGGCGUGGGUAAAGGGAUCCUGUCUCUUUAAAAUCGCUGGGCUGGACAAUGAGCGCACAGGAUGUGGUUUGGCGGCAGGGUUUUUUCCCCUUCGAUUUGGGGAAUUAUCACAUGGGGCCUUCUUGAGCUGGUGUGAAAGAGAGGCGGCGUGGGGAGGAGAGAUACAGACUCCACACAGUCACUCACACACACUCUGUGCAGUUGAUCGUUCUCUUAAACCAAAUUAGCCAGGGCUCUCGUUACUAUGGUGCAGCCGGGGCUUGCAGAAUCCCAGUAAUAGCAUUUAUUAGGUCUAUUUGCCUGGAAGCAUGCCUUUCCGGAUCUGAUAAUGCACCAGUGCAGGGAGAGUGUGGAAGAAGGUAUCAGGCAUUUGAUUACACUUGCAACAGGGAUUUUUAAGGGUGGGGUGCGAGGAAGAGAAAAGGAGAGAAAGAAGCCGCCCGCCUUAGGAGCUCACCCGGGCUGGGCGGUGUGUGCCUUUCCGCAGUCCCGCGUGGGUUCACAAAAGGCGGGCCAGAGCUCCCCCCCCCCCCACCCCGCCCCACUCCCCGGGCACGGUUUGGGGAUUCUCCUCCCAGGCCCCGGCGGCGGGUGAACUCCGGCUCCCGCAGCUGUCAGCCGUGGGUGGGGAGGGCGGGCCGGCGGCCAGAGCGCAGAGUUGGGCAGCCGAGGGGGGCCCGGCGGCGCCCGCAGCCGCCCACUGUUUGCAAACGGCCCCGCUUUGGGGCAGAGCGGAGCGCCCCGCUGCCAGCAACGGCAGCCUCCCCGCGUUUGGAGAGGGGAGCCCAGCUCUCGGCGCCCCGAUCCUAGUCCGCACGGAUCCGCUGCCCGGCUCGGCGGCCGCGCUGGGGGAAGCUCGCAAGUGAAACUAUUAUUAUCGCCCUGCAAAGCAUGGAGCUCUUGGAAGACGCCGCGUAGAGACGGAAGGAGCCGCCGCCGCCUGCAGCCGCCCGCCGCUGCGCCCCUACCCUUUCGCUUUCAUUAGGGGAGACAAAUCUGCUGUCAGGCAGCCAGCUUUCCAAUUUACCGAUAAUGAUUCUUGCAUGAAAAUUGAUCGAGGGGCUCUCCACCGCCGUGCGCUCUCGCCUCCCCGCUCUCCUCCUGCUCCUUCUGCCCGGGCGCCCGAGCCCCCGCGAGUUCUUUCUCCUCCUUCCCCCACCCCUGCUCUCUGAGUCAGUGGUGGGACGCCGGCCCGGGGAGAUAACCAAAAAAAAAAAAAAAAAAAAAAAAAAGAAAAAAAGAAAAAGGUUUGGGGGGGGAGUUGUUGGUGGCGAGAGGGGGAGGGGAGCCGGCUCCUCGGCCUGCUUUCUCCUGCCGGAGACUUGUUUGCAAUCGCUGCCUCUUUUAUUUACGAGAAGAAAUCUCCCCCUCGGUACUUCUUGGCUGUUUGGGUAUUAAUUUUCUCCUCUCCCCUCUCUCGCUCGCCCCCUCCUCCUCUUCCCCCACCCCGCCCCUCCUCACCCAGUAGCUAAGGGGAAACGAAAACAAAGCCGAUUUCUCCUUGGCAACAAGAGAUACCCCCUCCCGCCGCCCCCCCUUCCUUUUUCCUUCUGGUUCUGAACGUGAAACCCUGUUGGAAACAGGUCCCUUGACCCUCGCCCUUGACAUUCAAAUGGCUGAAUGGAGGAGAGAUUGCUACUCGCACGUCUUGGGGCUGCUUCUCUCUCUCUCUCUCCCUCUCCUCUCUCCUUUUUUUCUUUCAAAUGAGUAAUCCCUGAAGAUCUUAACCCCCCAAUUUCAUCACCCUCACCUCCCCCCUUUAUUUUUCUCGCGCUCCUCUCCGCUCUCCCGCCUGCUUCCCUCCGCCGUGCGCCCCCCUCCUUUUUUUAUUUGCAUCUCAAGUCCAAAAGGCAGAAAAUACACACGCGGCGAAGACACCGGGCAGCCGUGGAGGCUCCGGCCCGUCCUCGGUCGUCAGUCACCCCAUUGUGGAUCUGCCCGGGCCGAGGUGGCCGAAACUGCCCGGGCGCUGGCCCGAGAGAGAGCCUUUUCAUCAUCUUAGGGAGGGGGAAAAAAAAGGGAAGAAAAAGACAUUUUUCUCCGUCGCUCUCGGGAUCUCUCUUCUGUCUUUAUUUUAUUGUUUUGGACAUUUUUGAGCGCCUGGGCUUGGACGGCCCUUUUUGUCUCACUGCUGGGUUAAAAAAAAAAAAUUUUUUUUUUUUUUUUUUUUUUUACCUUCUUCAUCCCUCUCUGGCCACUAUGGAAUUCUAAUUUGAAUCAUGUUUGGAUUGAAGCCGCCACUGUAUUACUUACCAGGCAUGAGCCAUGAGCCCAAGUCCCCUUCACUAGGGAUGCUUUCCACCGCGACCAGGACCACCGCCACCGUCAACCCCCUCACCCCCUCGCCGCUCAAUGGCGCCCUGGUGCCCAGCAGCAGUCCCACCACCGGCAGUGCGCUGUCGGCCCAGGUCGCGCCGUCCUCCAGCUUUGCCGCCGCGCUGCGCAAGCUCGCCAAACAGGCGGAGGAGCCCAGAGGGUCUUCGCUGAGCAGCGAGUCGUCCCCCGUGUCCUCACCGGCCACCAACCACAGCUCUCCCGCCAGCACGCCCAAGCGCGUGCCCAUGGGCCCCGUCAUCGUCCCCCCUGGGGGCCACAGUGUGCCCAGCACACCCCCCGUGGUGACCAUCGCCCCGACCAAGACCGUCAAUGGCGUCUGGAGGAGUGAGAACCGACAGGACGCCGGCUCUCGGGGCGGCGGCGGCGGUCGGGAGCGCCUCAUCGUGGAGCCCCCGCUGCCCCAGGAGAAGGCGGGGGGCCCCGCCAUCCCCUCCCACCUGCUCAGCACCCCCUACCCUUUCGGCAUCUCCCCCAGCUCCGUGGUGCAAGACUCGCGCUUCCCACCGCUCAACCUGCAGCGGCCUGUGCACCACGUGGUGCCCCCGAGCACCGUGACCGAGGACUACCUGAGGAGCUUCCGGCCCUACCACACCACCGAGGACCUCCGCAUGACCUCCCUGCCUCCCCUGGGCCUGGACCCGGCCGCCGCGGCCGCCGCCUACUAUCACCCCAGCUACCUGGCCCCGCACCCCUUCCCCCACCCAGCCUUCAGGAUGGACGACUCCUACUGCUUGUCAGCCCUGCGGUCCCCCUUCUACCCCAUCCCCACGCCCGGCUCCCUGCCCCCGCUGCACCCAUCGGCUAUGCAUCUCCACCUGUCCGGGGUCCGCUACCCCCCCGAGCUCUCCCACUCGUCCCUGGCGGCGCUGCACUCGGAGCGGAUGUCCAGCCUCAGUGCCGAGAGGCUACAGCUGGACGAGGAGCUGAGGCGCGAGCGGGAGCGGGAAGCCGACCGCGAGCGCGAGAAGGAGCGCGAGCGGGAGAAGGAGCGCGAGCGCGAGAAGGAGCUGGAACGGGAGCGGGAGAAGGAGCGCGAGCGGGAGCUGGAGCGCCAGCGGGAGCAGCGGGCCCGCGAGAAGGAGCUGCUGGCGGCCAAGGCGCUGGAGCCGGCCUUCCUGCCCGUGGCCGAGCUGCACGGGCUGCGGAGCCACGCCGCGGAGGAGCGGGCCAAGCCCUCGGAGCAGCUGACCCCCACGCGCCCAGAGAAGCUGAAGGAGGCAGGUCUGCAAGCCCCGAAGCCCGUGCAGCACCCCUUGCACCCGACGCCCGCCCCCCACCACAGCGUGCCCAGCCUCCUCUCCAACCACAGCAUCUUUUCGCUGCCGGGCAGCAGCGCGGCCACGGCCCUGCUGAUCCAGCGCACCAACGAGGAGGAGAAGUGGCUGGCGCGGCAGCGGAGGCUGCGGCAGGAGAAGGAGGACCGGCAGUCCCAGGUGUCCGAGUUCCGGCAGCAGGUGCUGGAGCAGCACUUGGACAUGGGCCGGCCCCCGGCGCCCGCGGAGGCGGAGCACAGGCCCGACAGCGCCAGGCCGGGACCGAACCGUCAGGAGCCGGGCAGCCGAGACCCCCCGCAGCACUUUGGCGGGCCCCCGCCCCUCAUCUCGCCCAAGCCCCAGCACCACUCCGUGCCCACGGGCCUCUGGAACCCCGUGUCCCUGAUGGACAGCACCCUGGAGACGCGGCGGGCCCCCGAGAGCCACCCCCUGCACAGCCACCCCGCCCCGUUCGAGCCCGGCCGCCAGGCGGCCGUCCCCCUGGUGAAGGUGGAGCGGGUCUACUGCGCGGAGAAGGCCGAGGAGGGGCCCCGGAAGCGAGAGGCCGCCCCCCUGGACAAGUACCAGCCGCCCCCACGGGAGGCGGGAAGCCUGGAGCCCCAGGCCUUCACCCACGGGCCCGCGCCCUUCCUGGCGGAGCUCGAGAAGUCCACGCAGACCCUCCUGGGCCAGCAGCGGGCCCCCCUCUCCCAGCCGGCGCCCUUCGGGGAGCUCCCCGGGCCCCUGAAGCCGGGCUCGCCCUACCGGCCCGCGGCCCCCCGGGGCCCCGACCCCGCCUACAUCUACGACGAGUUCCUGCAGCAGCGCCGGAAGCUGGUCAGCAAGCUAGACCUGGAGGAGCGCAGGCGGCGAGAAGCCCAGGAGAAAGGGUACUACUACGACCUGGACGACUCGUACGAUGAGAGCGAUGAGGACGAGGUCAGGGCGCACCUCCGCUGCGUGGCCGAGCAGCCGCCGCUCAAGCUGGACACGUCCUCCGAGAAGCUAGAGUUUUUGCAACUUUUUGGCUUGACCACCCAACAGCAGAAGGAGGAAUUGUUGACCCAGAAGCGGAGGAAGCGGCGGCGGAUGCUGAGAGAGAGAAGCCCGUCGCCCCCGACGGUUCAGAACAAGCGGCAGACGCCUUCGCCGAGACUCGCACUGUCCACGCGCUACAGCCCCGACGACAUGAACAACAGCCCCAACUUCGAGGAGAAGAAGAAGUUCCUGACGAUCUUCAACCUGACUCACGUCAGUGCCGAGAAGAGGAAAGACAAAGAGAAACUUGUUGAAAUGCUCCAUGCCAUGAAGCAGAAGGCACUGUCCGUGGUGGUGGCGGACCCGCUCAGGAACUCUCCGAGGGACAGUCCUGCUAUCUCCCUGAGCGAACCAGCCACGCAGCCAACCUCUCUGGAUGCGGAGAAGCCUGUGGGUGUCGCUGCUUCCCUGGCUGAUGUCCCAAAGGCCACGGAGCCUGGGAGACUGGAGCAGCUGCGGCCCCAGGAGCCUGCUCCUGCCGGCGGCGAGAAGGCCAGGCUGAGCGAGGCCCCCGGGGGCAAGAAGGGCGUGAGCAUGCUCCAUUACAUCCGGGGCCCCGCGCCCAAGGACAUUCCCGUGCCGCUGUCCCACAGCAUCAACGGGAAGAGCAAGCCGUGGGAGCCCUUCAUGGCGGAGGAGUUUGCACAUCAGUUCCACGAGUCUGUGCUGCAGUCCACCCAGAAGGCCCUGCAGAAGCACAAAGGGAACGUGGCCGUGCUGUCUGCGGAGCAGAACCACAAAAUGGACACGUCCAUCCACUACAACAUUCCCGAGCUGCAGUCGUCCAGCCGGCUCCCCGUGCCCCCGCACAACGGGCAGCAGGAGGCCCCCGCCGGGAGGAAGGGCCCCCUCACGCAGGAAAUGGACCAGGCCUCGGAGGACGACGACGAAGACGGGGAGGAGGACGACGACGAGCCCCCCAGGCGCAAGUGGCAAGGGAUUGAGGCCAUUUUUGAAGCUUAUCAGGAACACCUAGAAGAGCAAAAUCUGGAGCGGCAGGUGUUGCAGACGCAGUGCAGGCGGCUGGAGGCACAGCAUUAUAGCCUCAGCCUCACAGCCGAGCAGCUCUCUCACAGCAUGGCGGAGUUGAGGAGCCAGAAACAGAAGAUUGUUUCCGAGAGGGAGCGACUCCAGGCAGAACUCGAUCACUUAAGGAAGUGCCUUGUGUUGCCUGCAAUGCACUGGCCUAGAGGUUACUUUAAGGGAUAUCCUAGGUGACGGUUUCCCUUGUGCUAGGCCGAACCUAUAGUAUAGAAAUAUUAUCUAUUUUAUUACCUUGAAUAUUUAAUAUUUUUCACUGGGAGGUUUGAAGCUUAAAAUUUAAAAAAAAGAAAAAAAAAAAAGAAAAAAAAAGAGAAUGUGCCAUGCAUGAAGCAACGGACUCCAGGCCCCAGAAGAACGAACCUGCCUUGACUUCAAUGCAAGGAAUCACCUUUGUCAUUCAGCGAGCAACCGACUAGGACGCCCAUCGUUCUUUUUGUUUGGUCUUUUCUUUUCUUUUGAAAGGUGGUUUUCUUCUUCCCCCACGCCAUUAUUUUCUAGUCUGAAAGUGAAGGCUCCCUUACCAACACUAAAACCGUAUCAUUGAGGGCCCCUGGGUGCGGAAGAACGGAUCAGACCGACUGUGUUGGGUUUCUGGUGUGGCCACGCGGCUCCCCGCCUCCUCGAGCCCCCCGUCCCCUUCCGCCCCGGCGCGGGGUCGGCCUCGCUCCUCCCCAGGACGGAGACCGGCUUCGGCAGAAGGAAGGUGGGGUGCAUUUUCCUGGCAAAGGGCUUAUUUGUUUGUUACUUUUCUGCAAAAUUUUCUCCGAAGCAACAGGUCCUAGGAGCCCACAAAGCACCAAUACCGAAGCCUCACCCACAGGCUUUUCCCCGGAAAAGCUCUUAUCUAAAGUGCAUCACCCAACUGAAGGUACCUUUUUACUACUCCGUGGGGGAAAAUGUACAGAGCUCUAUGUAUACAUACGUUCACACCCACGAAAUUGUUACUGCGGUGGGUUGUGUUUUCAUACAAACGUAAAUUUUGAGAGAAAAGUCAAAGGUGCUUCAGCCUUGUACUGUGUAUAUAUAUUAAAAAAAAAAACAAAGUUUUGUAUGUUUUUAUUACUUUAAUUAUUGUUAUAAAAAGCCUGCCAUUUUUAAAUAUGUGGUUUGGGGGAUUUUUGUUUGUUUGUUUUCCUGUUUGGGGGUUCUGUUUGUUUUUUUGCUUUUGUUUUCCUGGGCAAAAAAACUUGCUUUUAGUGUUUGUACUGCUGCUGGUCAGGACAUUAAACUAUUGAAGUGUUUUUAACAAUUAAAGAAGAAGAAAAGUCAAACAGCUUACCACUGGCGCCUAUGCGAUCACUUCGUUUUUGAGUUGCACCAGAAAGUGACGUAGAAAGCCAGGUGUUGUUCCUUCUUACCUCCUCCUGUCCCCUCCCCCUGGCUCUGGGGCGCAGACAGAACCAGUUGCUACUGUGGAGGGGCUCGGCCCCCGGCGGGCAGAGGCCGCCCGGUGCACCCGAGCGCGCCCGCGGCUCCGCCGAAAGAACCUGUCAGGAAGGGAGCGAGUUCUGUGAUAGGAUUCUAAGGUGUCUUACAGCAGUCUGAGAACAGGUGCAAAGUAGAAACUUUAGAAGCUUUAUUUAGAUGCAAAGCUUUGUAAAAGCCUAAAAGUAGGUAAACCAUGUCUGAGCUGAACUUCCCCUCCUUUCGAACUUACUGUCCUGAGCACAGGAGCGGCUAGAAACCGGGGAAGCCAUCUCUCUUCGCGCAAAGCAGUAUUUCCUUCUCGGCCCCGUUCCAGCUCAUCCAGGCAGGGUCUCCUCUCGCCCGAACGGGCCCAGACCCGAGGCCCAAGCAGCCAGGGGCGGGUCCGUCGGGGGUGGGGGUGGAGGCGAGAACCUUGCUGGCCGCGGUCCCUUUCACCCUGGGUCAGGGACAGGCUGGCCGACCUUCAGGAAGGCUACUCACUGGGCUCAGUGGCCGCGCCCUCGGCACCAGACCUUAGCUGUGCAGAACAGCUUGCUGGCAGAUGGCAUUGUGUUGCUUUAUCUGUUCCCACACAGUUUGCUUUGUAUGUCUGCCAAGAAUCUUCUAGUUAUUAGCAAACUCAGACAAAAAGUGCCGCCAGUAUUAUCAGCAGUCAACAAGCGCCUUCCUCUCCACAAAAACGACUCGAGAACGCAGGCCUGUGCUGCGGGCCUCCCCUCCCCUGCAGAGACACUGGGAGCCCAACUCGUUCCACAGGUGGGGAUAGGUGUUGAGAGGGGGCUCGGCUGCGAGCAGUCAGGGGACGAGGUGACCGAAUUUCUCCCGAGUCGGCUGGCUCGUUCCGGUCUGAAAGAGCAAGCUCAAGGGCUCCACCUCAGCACCCCACUCCCCGCCCUCCCCCGGCCCCGGAAAAGGGCCGGACGCCCCUGCUAAGCAGCUUGGGGAGGGCUCGAGGAAACCGCCCCGCCCCUCGCCAUCCGAGGGGAGCCCCCUGUUGGGGUGCUGUUACAGGUCGAGGGCCACGCCCAUAGGGGGGCGGUCACCACCCAGGGGUGGAAGCCGUGGGUGCAGCUAGAAGGGCUCCGCUCCCUGCCGCUGGAGACUAACCGCCUCCCCUGCCUUCCAGCCUCGGUCCCUCCUCCUCCCCGCACUCCCACCUCAGUAGAAAGACAAUCAGAAUACAGACCAGUAAGGCAGCACGAAGAAACUAAGGAAGGGAAGAAAGCAGAGGUGCACCACGAGGACCUGGCUUUCCCGUCCGGUGGCUAGUUUUCGUUUUCAGAGGGUUUGGAAACAACAGCACCACCUCUCUUCAGUUUGGGCUUAAAAAUGGACAAACGCGUGAUCCUUGUCCGCUAUUUCACGUUGAGUUUAAAAGACAGAGUUGAGAAGUACGCCAGAUCUGCUCUAGAGCUCAUGACGUAACCCGGGUCAGUAUUUUCGUGGAGACCCCCGUCUUGCACGACCGUGUGUCUUCCUGCCGCCCCUGCGACACUUGGCUGCCGUCCGUCCUCAAGGGGACUGCACUCCGCUUGUGAGGGUCCUCUUCCAAAGUGGGGUCCUGGGGUUCUGCAUUUAAUCCCAUCCUUAGAAACGAACCGGGAGCCCCCGAACUUGGCGCUUACGACCUGAUCCUUUGAAAAUGUUGUUUCCUCUAAUUAGAGCCAAAGGGACAUAAAAUCAUGACCUCCGUCCAUGAUCUCAGAUAAGUGACCAAGAUAGGACUUAACAGGAUUUUUUUUUUUUUCCUACAGAAUAUAGGCUAAACACUUCAUUGGCAUUCACAUUCUAAUAGAUUACAUCCUUAAGGAAAUUCCAAGAAUACUUAGAGGAGCCGGCACUCUCGGCAGCGGAGGAUCCUAGUACAAGAAGGCCUGUACGUGGAAUGGGUUUUACUCCAGUAGCUCGAUUAGGCUGCCAAAUCUCAAAAAUCAGGCGCCCCCUUUCCCCUCUGAGCGGUCUUCAAAGUAGAAAAUUCCAGGGAUCCACCACAAGAUGGAGAUGGUCGGCACAAGCCAAUUCUGUAACUCUUAGCUGUGUAUUAGCCACUUAGCAGCGGAAAUAUCCCGCACCCCACGGAAACCAGUACCUGACUUCUCCCGUCUUACAGUAGCCAGUCCCAACUUUUUGAUCCAGCACUUAACUUAGACUCCUUCAUUCUGCCUUGACCUGAGGAAGGCCACGCUGAUUGGUUGUGUUACUUUGUAUGUGCCCUGUGCUCACUUGCUAGAACAGUAAAACCAGUACAUGGGAGGGAGGAGGAAUGCCUCGGUCACUCUGGGGGCAGUUUAGAUGCUGUGAAAUUAAACCUGUUCUAAGUGUACUUGUUUGAAUUAAUUGUAUUGUAAUAUUAUUUGUUGAAUGUAGUAAUUAGGUAUUUAUGAAUAUAUUGCUGUAAUUUCUGACAACAUCCAAAAAAAUAAAAUCUUCCUAAAUCA
Leopardus geoffroyi (Geoffroy's cat) is the source of this 9667-nucleotide messenger RNA. It is a transcript of the gene GSE1, whose product is annotated as Gse1 coiled-coil protein. The record is from RefSeq and is a predicted model, not a curated record. NCBI's taxonomy places the organism in Eukaryota, Metazoa, Chordata, Mammalia, Carnivora, Felidae. The coding region runs from base 2349 to 5975 and encodes 1208 amino acids. The transcript is spliced from 16 exons.